Messenger RNA from Camarhynchus parvulus, 4789 nucleotides. It is a transcript of the gene EPB41L2, whose product is annotated as erythrocyte membrane protein band 4.1 like 2. Gene Ontology annotation, molecular function: actin binding; structural molecule activity. The transcript is spliced from 24 exons. Gene Ontology annotation, biological process: cortical actin cytoskeleton organization. The coding region runs from base 227 to 3517 and encodes 1096 amino acids. Lineage: Eukaryota; Metazoa; Chordata; Aves; Passeriformes; Thraupidae. The record is from RefSeq and is a predicted model, not a curated record. Gene Ontology annotation, cellular component: plasma membrane; cytoskeleton.
GGCGGGGCGCGGGGGCGGGCGGGGCGCGGAUUGGCCGGCGGGCGGGGCCGGCGGGGUUUUCUCCCGGGCUGGACUGACGGCCGCGGCCGGGAACUUCGGGAGUGUGCGGGUGUCGGCGGCCGUUCGAGCGGCAAGCAAGAUACUGUGCUGAUAUCCAGUUGUCAUAGUUGAUUUCACUCUACAAAUUUUCAAGAUUCCUACUGGAGUGAAAGUGUCAGUUGUGAUAAUGACAACUGAAGUUGGUUCAGAGACUGAAGUAAAGAAGGAUUCUGAGCAGCUGGGACCAGACAAAACCAAGGACAAGCCUGAAGAAACAUCAGAGACUCCAGGAGAUCAAAAGUCCAGGGAAACAUCCUCUGGAGAAACUCAAGAUUCUUCUGUCACAGCACCAACCAGCCAAAGUAGUCCAAGUACCCAGAAGAAGGAAAAAUCUUCGCCUGAAAGCAAGGGUAUUUCUCGUUUCCUUCCCCCUUGGCUUAAGAAACAAAAGUCCUACACCUUGGCAGAGCCCAAAGAUGAGCCCAAGAAGAAGGCCACAGGGGAAGAGCAAGUAGCUGAAGAAAGUGAAAGCCAGGCACUAGAGGGGGUGGCUCAGCCGAGAAAGAGCUUGGAAGAAGCAACUGAAAACCGGCAGAAUGCUAAAGCAGAUGACAAACACUCAGUUAGCAGUGCUGAAAUACAGCCUUCCAAAGAAGAUGGUAAAGAAACAGAAGUAGAGGAAGUUGCAGAGAAAAAGGAAGAAGCACAAGAAGAAAAAGAAAAAAGGGAGACAAAAGAAGUGCAGACAGCUGAAAUUAAAAUAGAUAACAUUCCUAAGAAGUCUCCAAAGAAAAUCAAAACUGUGCAGUGUAAGGUGAUGCUUCUGGAUGGCACGGAAUACAGCUGUGACCUAGAGAAAAGAGCAAGAGGACAAGUGCUGUUUGAUAAAGUAUGUGAGCACCUCAAUUUACUGGAAAAGGACUAUUUUGGGCUGUUGUUUUAUGAGAAUUCAGAGCAGAAGAACUGGCUAGAUUCUUCGAAGGAAAUUAAGAGACAAAUUCGAAGUCUACCUUGGAUAUUCACCUUUAAUGUGAAGUUUUAUCCCCCUGAUCCGUCACAGUUGACUGAAGACAUCACUAGGUAUUUCUUGUGCCUACAGCUUCGCCAGGAUAUUGUAUCUGGCCGACUGCCGUGUUCUUUUGUGACUCAUGCCCUCCUUGGUUCAUAUACCCUGCAGGCUGAGCUGGGUGAUCAUGACCCAGGGGAGCACAGCAGUGAUUAUAUCAGUGAAUUCCAGUUUGCACCCAAUCAGACUCAAGAAAUGGAAGAGAAAGUGGCUGAGCUACACAAAACACACAGGGGCUUGACUCCAGCACAGGCAGAUUCCCAGUUCCUAGAAAAUGCUAAGAGACUUUCCAUGUAUGGAGUGGAUUUACAUCAUGCCAAGGAUUCUGAAGGUGUGGAUAUCAUGCUGGGUGUUUGUGCUAAUGGCCUGCUGAUUUACAAAGACAGACUCCGGAUCAACCGCUCCGCUUGGCCAAAAAUUCUGAAGAUUUCCUACAAGCGAAGUAAUUUCUACAUCAAAGUCAGGCCAGCAGAACUGGAACAGUUUGAGAGCACUAUUGGGUUUAAACUGCCAAACCAUCGGGCUGCUAAAAGGUUAUGGAAGGUUUGUGUGGAGCACCAUACUUUCUUCAGACUUCUCUCACCAGAACAGCCUCCAAAAGCGAAGUUUCUGACCUUGGGUUCCAAGUUCCGCUACAGCGGCCGUACGCAGGCGCAGACCCGGCAGGCCAGCAACCUCAUAGACAGACCAGCUCCGUACUUCGAACGCACUUCCAGCAAACGUGUUUCCAGGAGCCUUGAUGGAGCUCCCAUGGGUAUUUCAGACCAAAGUCUUCUAAGAGACUUCUCUGCUACUGGAGGGCAGGCUGCUGGAGAUAAAAUCAUUGAUCUUGAAGCUGCUGGUCAGGCCAAGUUAAAAGAAGGUGGCAGAGAAGAAGAUGAAAGUCCACUCAAAACUCCACAAUUAGAAUUGACUCAGGAUGGAAAGAUCAGUUCCUUGAGAGUAGACGGGGAAAAUAUUUAUGUCAGACAUAGCAAUUUAAUGUUGGAGGACCUGGAUAAGACCCAGGACGACUUACUGAAACACCAGGCUAGCAUUAGUGAGCUCAAGCGCAAUUUCAUGGAAUCCACACCCGAACCACGCCCAAAUGAGUGGGAAAAGCGGCGUAUCACACCUCUGUCCCUACAGACACAAGGGAAAAAAGGAGACCACAUUUUCCAAGUGAAAACACUUCCUGGGAAGGAGAAACAAUGGAUUACAAUGCCAUGGAUUGCUGGAGCAAAACCAGAGGAAACCGAUAAGAGCCUGGAAGAGGAGAUAACCUCCAUUUUGUUUAGUAAGGAGCGCUUCGGCGCCGGCACCAGCGGGCCCUUCGCCGCCGCCAGCCCGGGGCCAGCAGAGGGCGCUGCGGGGGAGCAGACGGGCGCCGCCGCGCCGGGGCCCCAGAGACAUGUUUCCAGAGCAGAAGGGCCUUGUACUGGAGUCAGCGAUGCUGAUAAGAGUUCACAUGAGACUCUGGACAUAGUGGAGGAGAAGAAGCAGGCAGAGUUUGGGAUAGAAGAAACACUAGUCGUAGACGAAACCAACAAAGGGAAAAUGCAAGUUGCCACUGAUGCUGGGGAGACUUGUAAGGUGGAGCACGUGUCAAAAAAGGACUCUUCAUCAUUGCCAUCAGAUAGUAGCAGCAGCAGCAGUAGUAGUGAGAGUGAGGAUGAAGAGGUGGGAGAAUACCAUCCACAUCAUAGGGCAAUUGAGGAGGUCAUCAGGGAAGAACAGGAAGAAGAGGAAGACAUGAAAAGGAAAGAACAUGAAGAAAAUUCGCAGCAUGUGGAAGCCAUACCAGAAGGCAGUAAAGUAAAUGUACCAGUUGAGCACACACAAGUUACAGCUGAAGAUUUGGUCCAGGAAAAUACAGUUACUGUAGCUACAAAAGAGAAGAAUUUGUCAGAACAAAUUAAGCAAGAUGUAGGUGAAGAAAAAGAGGAGGAACAGCUGAAACUCAAUGGAGAUGUGUCUCAUGUUGACAUUGAUGUUGCACCACAAUUAAUUUGUUGUUCUGAGCCUCCAGUAGUGAAAACAGAGAUGGUAACCAUUUCAGAUGCCACACAGAGAACUGAAAUCUCCACUAAAGAAAUUCCAAUUGUUCAAACAGAAACUAAAACUAUCACAUAUGAAUCUUCACAGCUUGAUGGCAAUGCUGCUGGUGACACUGGCGUGCUGGUGAGUGCACAGACAAUUACAUCAGAGUCAAUUUCUACUACCACAACUACACACAUCACAAAGAUGGUAAAAGGUGGUGUAUCAGAAACAAGAAUUGAGAAGCGCAUUGUCAUUACUGGAGAUGCAGAUAUUGACCAUGAUGAGGCCCUGGCACAGGCAAUCAAAGAAGCCAAAGAACAGCACCCUGACAUGUCUGUGACAAGAGUGGUGGUGCACAAAGAAACUGAACUUGCUGAGGAAGAUGAAGACUAAAAUCAAAAAUGCUCUCAAGCAAAUACUUCAGAAAUAUAAAUGUCACUGACCACGAAGAACUGUAGUCAUUCCAAGUCAUCAUGACUCCACUGAAUCCACCAGGCCUAGCAACAAUGACCAGAUGUUCACGACUUAAAUGCCAAUACCAAACUCCAUUUUAACAUCUUUGGUCUAUAUUCCCUUACAGUCUUUCUUGUUUAUUUUUAUAACCACUUCUUAACAAUCUUAGAGUUUUGGUUUUUUUUAAUGAAGUUCUAGAGGGUAUGAUCUCCUUUUGCACAAAUACUUGUAUUUUUGAAACUGAUUCUUAAUUAUAUGAAAGUGAACAAAGGAAGUCUGGAAAUCAUUGUUCACUGGAGCAGGUGAUAAUUGUGUGGGAAGGAGAAUCUUUACUAAUUUAGAUAUAGUUUUUUUCAGAUAUUUCAAGUGAAAUCUCUUACUGGAGUAAUUUACAGAAUUUUUUUUCAGAUUAUUCAGGUAAAUAUAUGAUAUCACAUAAUGAAGUUUUUUAUAAAAAUAAAACAUUUGCUAAAAUUUGAAAAAAUAUAUUUCUUGGGAUAAAUUUUAUACUGGUAUCUCUGUAACUCUUUCUUUUCCAAGGUGCUCCUCUCUGCGGAGCAGAGAUGGUGUGGCAGUCUGUAGAGGAGAAGGAGUUGCAGACAGAUUUCUUCUGACUGAGCACUGUGUUCUUUUUGCACUUUGGUGCCAAUGCUCAACUUUUUGCAGACUUUUUGCUGUCUGCAGCAUUCCAGAUAAGGAAAGAAGGAAGAACAAAAUAUCUUUCUCUUUUUCCAACAAGAGAUGAUCUAGGCAGCUUAAAACCGUAGUGCUUUUUUUUCUUACUGUGUCCCAAUUGCAGUACUUCCAUUAUUUGGAUACAUGUGUAGAAUGCUCGCUUGCUAUUAAACCUCACUGUGUCUUCAUGUUAGAACUGACAUUUCUGUUACAGAGAAGGUAUAUGUUUCACAGGCUUCCUCUAAUGGUUAAUGCAGGUUUUUAGGCUACUGAAUAAAAGAUGUAAGAUGAACUCCACUCAUAAAGUAGUACGAGAGUACCAUCAGUUGAGACUGCCAUGGCAAAAACCUGUUAAUUAUAUUGGGGUUUAUUUUUAAUUUGUUCUUGCUGGGGGGUUAUUUGUUUGGGGUUUUUUUUUGCUGUUGACUCUGUGUAUAGUUAAAAUGCCAAAUUAGAUAUAUAGUAGCUUAAAGUUGUAUUAAGUGAUAUUUUGCUUUCUGUAAUUCUGUUAUAAAAUAAAGUUGUUUAUUCUCUGUA